ACACCAGAUAGGUGCAGUGAAAUGUGUUGUUUUACAGGGUCAGCAAUCGUAGUAUGGUCGCCCUGGAGCAAAUUAGUGUUAAGUGCCUUGCUCAAGGGCACAUCGACAGAUUUUUCACCUUGUCGGCUCAGGUAUUCAAACCAGCGACCUUCCAGUUACUGGCCCAACGCUCUAACCACUAGGCUACCAGCCACCCUGAAUGGAGAAUGGAGGUGUGAUCUGAUUUGCCGACGGGAGGGCGGGGGAGGGCCUUGUAGCCAUCCUGGGAAGGUAGAGUAGCAAUGAUCCAGAUUCUUCAUUACGCGUGUUGAUAGAAUUUAGGUAGAGAUUUCCUUUAUUAAAGUCCCCAGCUACUAUAAAAGUGGCCUCAGGAUAUGUGUUUUCCAGUUUGCACAAAGUCCAGUGUAGUUCCUUGAGAGCCGUCAUGGUGUCGGCUUGGUGGGGAAUAUACAUGGCUGUGACGAUGACUGAAGAACAUUUUCUCGGGAGGUAAUGCAGUCGGCAUUUGAUGGUGAGGUAUUCCAGAUCUGGAGAACAAAAGGUAUUGUGUUCCUGUACAUUACCACAAUCACACCAUCAUGAAACAUACCCCUCCACCUUUCUUUUUCCGGAGAGUUCUUUCUUCCUGUCCUCGUGAUGGACUGAGAACCCCGCUGGCUGAAUGGAAUGGCCGAACGAAUCAGAGGAGCCAGAGAUCCAGUUCCUUAUGGCUGUGUAUGAUGAGAACCUCCUGAAGAACCCUUUUUACCUGGCGCUGGAGAAGCAGAGACCCGACCUGUGCAGCAGAGUGGCAGAGCUACAUGGAAUUGUUUUGGUGCCGUGCCAUGGAAGCCUAACCCUUAGUGCAUACACAGAAGCCCAGUUUGAAACCUAUGUUUUACACCCAUCUGGAGAAGGGUAUCAGACUGUAGAUGGAAAGGAGCUGGCCAUCCAGGACAGCCUGGUGAGACUGGGCUUAGGGUUCCAGGCCCCAGCCAAUGUGCCCAUCCUGUUUGAGGAGACCUUCUACAAUGAGAAGGAGCAGAGCUACAGUAUCCUCUGUAUCGCCAGGCCCAUCGACACCGAUCAAAGCCCAGUGGAGGUGACCCCAAUCCCGGCCCUGUACUGUCUGAAGAAUGUGGAGGAUGUCAGGGAGUUCCUGGGCCGCCAUGUUGAGAAACUGGACAAGUUCAUCAGCAGCUUCUGCAACUCAUUUAAGGAGCAGGAAAAGAAGGGACUGCGACACCACAUCGACUCAGUGAAUGCCCUUUAUACUAAAUGUCUUCAGUGCCUGUUGAGAGACUCACACCUGAAAGUGCUGGCCAAACAGGAGCUCCAGAUGACGCUCCUCAAACAGGCGGUUGAGAUGUAUAUACAUCAUGGUAUCCAUGAUUUAAUCUUUAAUUUUGUGGGGACUCUUGAAGCCAGCCAGGAUUCUGCCUUCAACAAAACCACCAGAGGUCUGCAGGACCUGCAGCAGAAAGACUUGGGGGUCAAAUCUGAAUUUAGUAUAAAUAUCCCCCGGGCCAAGAGAGAGCUGAGCCAAUUGAACCGCUGCACCUCUCCUCUACACAAACUGCUCUGCCUCAGGAAGGUGUCUCUCACCAUCAUGCAGUCCCCCAGCCACUCGGUGAGCAUAGAGGCUGUGUGUGCAGAUGACCUUCUGUCUGUAAUUCUGUACUUACUGGUGAAGACGGAAAUCCCCAAUUGGAUGGCCAACCUGAGCUACAUCAAGAACUUCCAUUUCUGUAAUUCCACCAAGGACGAGCUGAGCUACUGCCUGACGUCGUUCGAGGCCGCCGUGGAGUUCAUCAGCCAGGGAAACCUGGGCCUGGGCCAGGGACGCAUGGGCUCAGGGGACCUGAACGACAAGGUGCAUUUCACUCAGAAGAUAAACCUGCUCUCCCAGAACUCUGCUACCCCCAUAGACUGUCUGUUUGAGCACAUAGCCAAUGGUAACGAGGUAGAGGUCCAGCGUGUGUUGAGUGAGAACCAGAGUGACGAGGACGGGGUUAAUAUGUGCCACCCCCUCUGCUCCUGUGACCACUGUGAGCUCCGUCUCUCUGGGAGACUGAAUGAUCCCUCCAUCAUAACGCCCUUCUCUCGAGACGACAGGGGAUAUACACCACUUCACGUCGCUGCUAUCUGUGGUCAGUCCCUGUUGAUCGACCUGCUGGUGUCUAAGGGAGCUCUGGUGAAUGCCACAGACUACCAUGCCCUCUCACCCCUACACCUCUCCUGCCAGAAGGGCUACCAGGGAGUCACGCUGCUGCUCUUGCACUAUAAGGCUUACUCCGGUGCCCAGGACAACAAUGGCAACACUCCUCUGCACCUGGCCUGUAUGUACGGACACGAGGAUUGUGUUAAAGCCCUGGUGUACUAUGACCUGCACACGUGCCGUCUGAACAUCCAGAAUGACAAGGGCGACACCCCCAUGCACAUCGCGGCCCGGUGGGGCUACGAGGGCAUCAUUGAGGUGCUGCUGGAGAACGGAGCCAGCACCACCAUCUACAACAAGGUCAAAGACUCACCACUGCAAUGUGCCCUCAACUCUAAGAUUCUGACGCUAUUGGAGUUACCGCACAACGGCUCUCAUAGAAGAGAGAACAAUGAUUCCCCAAACCGCUCCGCCCAGGCCUCUGACUGCAGCAGCCGCUGCUCCUCUGUCUCCAGCACCACCUCCCAGAGCUCCGAGGCCAGGACCGACUGCGACAGGGUCCGACACAAAGAGGUGGAGAAGUUGCUGCGUGCGGUGGCGGACGGAGACGUAGAGAUGGUGCGGUACCUGUUGGAGUGGUUGGACGAGGAACCAGAGGAGGAGCAUGCAGGGCUGCCAUCCUGGACAGAACUGUGCCACCCACUGUGCCAGUGUCCACACUGUGGACCAACACAGAAGAAGUUGGUGUGCCUGCAGGCCAGUGGUCUAGGUGUGAACAGCAGUAGUGUGGAUGGCUUCACUCCCCUCCAUGUCGCAGCGCUCCAUGGUCACACGGCCCUGGUGUCCCUGUUCAGCCGCCACGGGGCCAACGUCGACGCACGCAACAGCCAGAGCGCCACGCCACUGCACCUGGCCAGCCAGAACAACCACAUACAGGUAGUGACAUCACUGCUGGAGUGCAACGCCAAGCUGAAUAAGAAGGAUCACUAUGGCAACACCCCUCUGAUCCACGCCUGCCUCAAAGGUCACCAGGACACAGCCACCAUUCUGCUGCAGAGCAACGCGUCAGUGAACCUGUCCAACAACCAGGGUAACACGGCCCUGCAUGAGGCUGUGAGAGGAGGUCACCUGGCCCUGGUGGAGCUGCUACUGCAGGCUGGAGCCCUGGUCCACAUGAGGAACAAGAGACAGAGGACAGCACUGGACUGUGGCACGGAGACUGGGGGCAAGAACACUGAGAUCCUGAGGACUCUUCAGAAGGCGUCUGGACUCUCCCCUGAUGCUGAACCAAUCAAACUGCUCUCUGUGCCCAAGGGGGCUCUGGCCCAUUCAUUUGUCCAGAGGUUAAAGCCCCAUCAGGAUAAUGCCAAUGGAAGACGUCAGAAGCUUGCCCAGUCAAUCAACAGAGUUCAACGGAUGAAGAAAGGUCUUCCCAGGGACACCAGUGUGCCUUCCAUCAACUCACCCACUCCCGAGAGGAGGAAACUGAGGCGGGGGGUGACCUUGGAGAGCAGUGGGCCUUUUAGCAUCCGCUCCAGCCCAGAGGGAAGCCCCCAGCCUGAGGACCACAGGGACAGGGAGAGGGUCCUGAGCCACUGUCACACCGUGGACACAGAGCACCCCCCAUUCCGGAGACACACAGGAGAGGCUGAGGUAAAGGUGGACACACAUGUAGCGGAAGACCCUUCACACACAGACACUCCUGGUGAGCCUGAGCAUACAUACACACCUGACAUACACACUCCUGACGUGUCAAAUACACACAUAGCCGACGGCCCCUCAAAUACACAACAAACAACCAGCAGCGACCCGUCACACACACCUAGCCAAGUCAAUGGGGACGAAGACAAAGACGGAGAAGGACAUGAAAAAGAUGUCCACACCUCACCAGAUACAGACGUACAGUCGCAAAGAAUCUGUCCAGAGGCUGAGAGCCCACCCACAGACAUGGAGGAGCUGGUAGAAGACCUGGUAGAAGAAAUGGAGCUCCUCUGAGGAGCAGAGGCUGAGGCGGACCCCAGUCAGGGGAGAACUUGAACUAUUCUAGUUACAGAAAGAACUUCUGUACUGACUGUUAUUGAAAGCACUUUUUCACCUUGCCUUCAGGAAAAAGGGAUACAAAACAUUUUAAUUCAACUUAAUGCGAAUUUCAUUCUGUUUUAGUACAUUUUUAUUUGGUUGCUCACUCUUAUAAAAGAGAGUAGGUGGAACAUUCUAACAGUGGAUUGAGUGACAUUAUAGCAUAUCAGUAUGGAGAACGUUGGUUUACUUGAAAAGAUGAUAAUCUGAAAAUGUAUGCUCCUAUUACAUCUGACGGUUUUUAUUUGAACAUGUAGAAUCAGGGCUCUGUUUUUAUUUGUAACAAUUUAGUUUAAUUUUAUUACAGUUCUCAGGUUUGGAUAUCAUUUUUAAUUGACUGAGUUACAUUUAUUCCCUUUAGAAAACCAUCAAUUGUCAUUUUUCUAUUCAUCUAUAACACAUUACCUCCCUGGUGUGACAUCUGAAUUACUAUGCACAGUAAGGCCACACUUGUAUCCCAGUGAAUGUCAAACACUUAGAAUCGUUUUCUUGGUUGCUCUGUAGGUAGAGAGAGAACCAUAACAAUGUAUACACAAAUCUAUAUACAGUGAGUAGCUCAGUUCAGUGACUCCACAAAUUGUACUGUAGUUAAGAUACUGCAUUUGAGAAUAUAGUAACACAACUGCCAUAGUUAAUUUGACUCAUCUUUACUAUAUUCUGAUGUCACACAUGCCAUUGAAAUGGGUACAUAUGUAUCCUGUAGAAAACAGUAUAAUUUAAAAAAAAAAGUGUUUAUUUAGCAUUCAACUGAAAAUUCAGUUUCACCUCUAUGGCAGUUGAUCCUGCCAAGCAAGGCCAUAUAGGACCCAACCGAUGCUAUGGGGAGUUUGCACUUUACUCCUACCAUUUUAUUUUCUGUCAUCAACACUCUGAAAUGUCUGUAGCUCAUUUUGAACUGCCAUUAUUUUUAAUGAUAAUUAUCCAGCACAUACAGUACAUUGAACACAUAAAAACCACUAUCAUCAAUCAGCUUACGGAUGUAUUUUUAUUUCAAGGUGACCGUUUUGGUAUAUGCAGUAGUAGUUAUCCAAUCCAAUUUCAAUGUUAAUUAUUUUUGUACUAAAGUAUUUUAUUUUGAAUGUUGAGGCAGUGAACAUGCCUUAUUUAAUUUGUCAAAAUAACCUGUAAUAAAUAAACCCAUGAUCUAGAGUUA
Molecule: messenger RNA, 5369 nt
Organism: Coregonus clupeaformis (lake whitefish)
Lineage: Eukaryota; Metazoa; Chordata; Actinopteri; Salmoniformes; Salmonidae
Product: ankyrin repeat domain-containing protein 27-like
Exons: 27
Coding region: 662-4132 (1156 amino acids)
Biological process (GO): neuron projection morphogenesis; early endosome to late endosome transport
Cellular component (GO): tubular endosome; plasma membrane; transport vesicle
Molecular function (GO): guanyl-nucleotide exchange factor activity; SNARE binding
Source: RefSeq, a predicted model, not a curated record